Messenger RNA from Phragmites australis (common reed), 1716 nucleotides. RefSeq names its product F-box/kelch-repeat protein At5g15710-like. Lineage: Eukaryota; Viridiplantae; Streptophyta; Magnoliopsida; Poales; Poaceae. Gene Ontology annotation, molecular function: protein binding. The record is from RefSeq and is a predicted model, not a curated record. The transcript has 3 exons. The coding region runs from base 3 to 1250 and encodes 415 amino acids.
CGAUGGACGCGGCGCCCGCGCGCGCGGCGCGGCCCACGAGCCCGUCGCGGCCGCCCAAGGCGAUCCGCAGCACCAAGCCGCGGGGCCUCGACGAGGACACCGCGGCGCCGCCCGCGUUCCCGAAGGGCCUCUCCUCCGCCGCUGCCGGCAGCGGCGCCGCGGCCUCGCUCCUCCUCCACGCGGACGUCCCGAUGGACGCCCGCGUCUGGGCGGGGCUCCCCGACGACCUCCUCCUCGAGGUGCUCGCCCGCGUGCCGCCCUUCCUCCUCUUCCGCCUGCGCCCCGUCUCUCGCCGCUGGGACGCCAUCCUCCACGACCCCGCCUUCCUCGCCGCGCACGCCGCGGUGCCCUCCCACGGGCCCUGUCUCCUCACCUUCUCAAGGGGCAGCGGCGCCCACUCCCCGCCGCAGUGCAGCGUGUUCAGCCUGCCCCUGCACGCCCGCUACAAGCUCCCCUUCGGGUUCCUCCCCGCCUGGGACCUCUGGCUCGUCGGCUCCUCAGGAGGGCUCGUCUGCUUCUCCGGCUUCGACGGCGCCGGAUUCCGCACUGUCGUCUGCAACCCGCUCACGCAGGCCUGGCGGGUGCUCCCGGACAUGCAUUACAACCAGCAGCGGCAGCUGGUGCUCACGGUCGACAAGAAACGCCGGUCGUUCAAGGUAAUCGCCGCUAGUGAUGUAUAUGGGGACAAGACGCUCCCCACUGAAGUGUAUGACUCGAAGGAGGAUACAUGGUCAGUGCACCAAACGAUGCCAGCGGCGAACCUGUGCUCGUCGAAGAUGGCGUUCUGUGACUCUAGGCUGUACCUGGAGACGCUCUCGCCGCUUGGGCUGAUGAUGUAUAGAGUGGACGCAGGGCAUUGGGAGCAUAUACCUGCCAAGUUCCCACGGUCCCUGUUGGAUGGGUAUCUGGUGGCUGGAGCUCGCACCAGGUUGUUCUUGGUUGGGCGGAUUGGGCUUUACAGCACGCUGCAGAGUAUGAGGAUCUGGGAGCUGGAUCAUGGUAGGACUAUUUGGGUGGAGAUAAGCAGGAUGCCACCCAGGUACUUUAGGGCUCUGCUGAGGUUGUCGGCUGAGAGGUUCGAAUGCUUUGGGCAGGACAACUUGAUCUGUUUCACGUCAUGGAACCAGGGCAAAGGUCUUCUGUAUGAUGUUGAUAAGAAGGCUUGGUCGUGGAUUGCUGGUUGUUCUAGCCAGUUGUGCAAUAGCCAGGUCUGCUUUUACGAGCCAAGAUUGGACACAUCAAUCUAUUGAGUAUGGCAAUAUGACCUGCAUUGUGAAGAGUUUGAGCUCAAAUGUUUCUGGGGUUCAAUAUCGAGAUGCCUGUGUGAUGUCCUAUUGAAUCAUGGCUGUCAUAUUGUCCAGUGCUGAGAUGAAUAGUGCUUCUUCUUCGAGACACUUCUAGUACUGGACUUGAGCAACCAAUCUUCUCAAAUCAUGCCACUGCAGAUUCUUCACUACUCUAGCGAUUAUGCCAUCUUGCAGUUCUGGAUUAGAACAUACGGAAUAUCGUGCAUUUUGCCACAAAUGGAGAAGCAGUUGAAACGAAUAAAAAAACAGAAGCAGUUGAAGGAAUUUUUCCGCCUGGCAGGCAAGGAUGGCUUGACAUAAUACAACUACAGCUAAUUUUUGUUUAUUCCCUGUUUGUGAAGCUAUGUAAGAAUUUCGGAGACCAGAACCAAGCAAACAUGUGCACACCCAAGAUAUUCAACUAAGGUAA